Messenger RNA from Ipomoea nil (Japanese morning glory), 2557 nucleotides. Its product is annotated as protein pns1. Gene Ontology annotation, cellular component: membrane. The transcript is spliced from 5 exons. Gene Ontology annotation, biological process: transmembrane transport. Bases 353 to 2128 code for a protein of 591 amino acids. The record is from RefSeq and is a predicted model, not a curated record. Lineage: Eukaryota; Viridiplantae; Streptophyta; Magnoliopsida; Solanales; Convolvulaceae. Gene Ontology annotation, molecular function: transmembrane transporter activity.
ACUUUACCCAAAUAAAAAAUUAAAAAAAUUACCCACGUGCGAAUAUCCCAAAAAUAACAAACCGUGGUCCAUCCACGCACUCGAACCCGUCUCCGCAAUCGAAACUGUCGUGGCGGCUCACGCCUAACAGUAACACUCCGUCUCCACUGCCGUUAGAGCGUGCCCGCACGCGAUACGGCCUGCGCGUCUGAACAGUCUAAAGCAUGUUUGUUUAUGCGCCUAUGAGGUAAGAAGUAAAAGCUGUGCGGAGUGGUGAUGCCUGCUGGCAACGUUUGAACAUCAGCCACCACAUACCAACAAAAUCUUAACUCUCCUCCUCAUCACCUCCACGCGCCGCCUCGAUCCACCGUCAAUGGGCGCCUCGGAACCUGUGGUUGAGAGAGAGAAUAAUGAAAGAGAAGCGGAGGAGAGGCAGAGAGAUGUGGAGAGAGGUGAGAUGGGUUUUCAGGCGGGAGGGAGUUACAACUACCCGCCGGCGCCGCCGGCGCCGGCGGGUGGUGGUGGCGGUCAUGGUUUUCACAUGGGGAGAAUGCAAAGGCUGAGUGCUACAAACCCUCUUCGGCUUGUAAUGGAAAGUGCCAUCAGAGUUGCCUCACCUUCUCCUCCUCAGCCGCCUCGCCGUUCUCAUCCUCCUCCUCCUCAACCGCCUCGCCCUUCUCCUUCCCAGCCUCCUAUCCCUUCUCCUUCUCCGCCGCCACAACCUUCCCCCUCUCCGCCGCCUCACAUUUCACCUUCUCCUUCUCCUCCCCCUUCUUCCCAGCCGCGCUCCACCCCUACCGUCACGGUUACUCCCCAACAACGUGCAGUGAUAACACUGAAUUCAAGAGCAUACACAAACAAGUUUUCCCUGUUUCUGUUUCUUCUGCAUCUGAUAGUGGCUGUAGGGUUAGUGGGAUUUCUUGUAUUCAAGGGGGUUGAAGGCCUAAUAGAAGCAGGGGAUGCUAAGAUCAAAGAGGAAAGGUUAUUGAAGUAUUUUCUGCCACAGGUGGUGGGUGCUAGUUUUCUUAGCAUAACACUGGCACUCUUGUGGCAGAAGGGGUUUAGAAUGUGGCCUAAAUUCAUGGUCCAUUUCAUACUUUGGAGCUCGUUUAUCUUCACUUUAGCAGCUGGGAUCCUCCUAAUUUGCUUUCAAAGACCCGCCACGGAUGGGUUAGGGGUUGUUUUCAUUUUCUUUGCGAUAGGGAAUGGGUUGUACUCGUGUUGGGUCACACCAAGAACAGGGUUCUUUUGUAAAAUCAUGGUCAAGGCCCUCGAUCCGGUUCCUAAAUUCGGGGACUUGAAUGAGCCUACUUAUUGGAUGCUUGGGGCUGGGUUCGUUUGGAUGUUGUUGUGGGUUUUGGCGGUUAUUGGGGCCAUAAAUUUCUAUUUCCCACCGCUGAUAAUCAUUGUGAUGGUAUUGAGCAUGUGUUGGAUCACGGAGGUGAUGAGGAAUGUGGUGAACUUGACGGUUAGUAGGGUGGUCGCCCUGUAUUACCUCAGGGGAAUGCAAUCUCGUACUAAGUUUUGCUUCCAAAGAGCUUUGUCUAACAACCUCGGAAGCGCCUGCCUUGGCUCUCUCUUCGUGCCCGCCAUCGAGGCUCUCAGGAUUGUGGCACGCGGGUUGAAUUUGCUCGAGGGAGAAGAUGAGUUCAUGUUUUGUUGCGCUCGUUGUGGCCUAAAAGUCAUGGACUCCAUCUUCAAGCGUGGCAAUGGCUGGGCCUAUGUUCAGAUUGCUGCUUAUGGGAAAAGUUUUGUGAAAGCCUCUCAGGACACUUGGGAGCUAUUUCAGAUGCGGGAAAUGGAGCAGAUUGUCGAUUCUGACAUGACGAGUGCCAUUUGCUUCCUCACCGGAAUAUGCAGUGGCUCCAUCUGUGCGAUCGUGGUGGCUGCUUGGACAGCCACCGUGUACAGGAACUUCACCGCCACCCUGUCGCUCUUGGCAGCCUACAUAGGAUACCUUUUGACAAGGAUUGCCAUGGCUGUGCCACAAGCUUGUGUGGGAUGUUACUAUGUCUGCUACGCUGAGAGCCCCGAGAGCAGGUUGUUUGACAAAACGAUCCAAGAACGUAUAACUGCGAUAAAAGAUGGGCGCGACAUGGUUGUGCCAACCCCUAGGGUCCCCGGUCGAUUUGCAAGGCAGUUCAGAUAACAGUAAUGCAGUUUUUUUUUAACUAACCCAACCAAUGUGUACAUAAGAUUUGUUGGGGGGGGGGGGGGGUGUUCCUCUCUUUAAUGACCACCAUCAAUAAGGACCUAGGACUGGACUAAGGGUUGGCCCUGGCCUGAUGUUGCCACAUCAAUGGUGGGGGAAGAUCAUGAUAAUGCAAAAUUUGAAUAAGACAUAAGCAGCAGUCUUGGAUGCUCUUGUUGGCCCACCCGCAUCCGGUAUCAUCACCACUGUGGGACUAAUAUAAAUUCGGCUCGAGUCCACUUUUUGUGUAAUUAGAAUAAUGGGUUUCUUCACCCAAGUUCAGUUAAGAAUAUUUUAUUAGCACCAUCUUAGUUAGGUAGACUUGUGUAUUAUUAUAUUAAUUAGAUUAUCAUAUUCUUUAUUUAUGAGCAAUGGGUUCACCUUAAA